AACGCCCGAUAGGAUACGAAUUGCUCAUAUUUAAAACAUCAGGUGAUAUUCUAAACACAGAGAAAGGAUAUUACGCAGGGUGGAGCUCAACACAAAUGAUAUUAUGACCUGUACUUACACAAAAAUUAACUAAUGUUAAGUAAAAGUAACACUAAAAGUGACAAACCAAAUGAGAACUACAAAUAAAACAAUUCUAUGAUAAAAUUCAUUCUAAUCUAUUGGAUCACCCAUGUGUGUGUGUUUAUGUGUGCAUGUGUAUGUAUGCAUGUAUGUGUGUGUGUGUGUAUGUGUAUUUACAAGCUGCAGCUGGUGAGUUUUUUAUUCUUAUUUUGAUAGAAGCGUAGAUAUCCAUAUGAAAUUAAAAAGAAAUCUAAGAUCUCAUGACGUCACCAACGUAUUCUGUCACAUCAAGGUCAUUAAACUCGAGGGACAGAGGUAUAUACAUGUACUAGAUAUUCAAGAUGGCGAAUCAAGGUGGUAUCCGAAACAUCUUUUUGAUCUUGCUCCUGGUUACCGCUAGCUACCUGUGUGGACUGAUGAGCCAUCUACUUAGCAGGGAGAUCGACAACGCACCCAGAGCCUGGUGGGAGGAAUCACGCGUGUACACGGGUAAUAAACGGGAUGUCGUAGUUAGCCCUCCUAGAGAAGCAUCACACGGACGCCAACAGGACAAGGGGGACGAAGUUGUAGCCGUCCCCCCUCAGGCACCUGUAAUGGAACCUCCCGGAGAGAGUAACCCUGCAGUUGGGGACGAAGAAACAGAAGAAGAGGACAGUCAUAAGAGUGAAGACAAGGAGGAAGCGGGUAAGGAAGAAAACGAAAACGAUGAGAAAGGAAAAAGUGAUGAAGACUCGAAUGAUAAUGUGGAGGAUGAUAUAAAAGAUGUCAUGGAGGUUAUUCAGCACAGGCCGGCCGUGAAGAAACAGAAGAAAUCUGUUGAGGGAGACAAUAAGGAUCUACGGGAUCUUCACUUUAAUGAAGAGUACAGAGCCAAGUAUUUUAAGAACGCCCCGAAAAUCAGAACCGUUAUGAACAGAAUACUCCACGUGACACAAGACGUCGUGUUCUUCUCAGGGUUCGAUGACGAUGUGGAUAACUGCUUCAUGAAUGGACAGUUUAAACAGGGGUGCCAUUCUACCUCACCUUUGAAGCACUACGCCACCUGCGCAGUGGUGGGGGGAAGCGGCAUCCUGACGGGCAGCUCAUGUGGACCGGAAAUCGACAAGCACGACUUCGUCAUCAGAUUCAACCUGCCACACAUAUGGGCAUACAAGGAAGAUGUUGGGACGAAGGUGAACAUGACAGUGUUGGACAACUAUGCCCUGAAAACCAUCGACGAGAAGAUGAUAUUAGAGCCGGAAGUCUUACUGGAACAUUUCCCACAGUUCAACAACUCCCUCCUCUUCUACUCCAAGACGAUAUAUGAACCGAAGAAGGGCAAACACGGUCUUGGUUCUUACCAAAGAUACAAAAGAGUCGACACUUUCCUGCUAGACCAUAAGUUCAACAUCACACUGGCAUAUGCGAUGAAAGACUUCAAGAACGUCACAGAGAAGUUAUUGAACAUGGUGUUCCCUGGGUUCGAAUCGCCCACGAUAGGCCUGCUGAGUUACCUGAUGGCACUGACCUUCUGUGAUGACGUGGACAUCUACGGCUUCUAUCCCUUCAUGGCCGACCAGAACGGCAACCCAGUGCAGUUCCACUACCACGGCGCCCCGAUUCCAAAGGAGUUCUCGGCCGGGAAGGCCCCGCACCUCUUCGACUCCGAGUACCACCUGAUGAGCUAUAUGAACUCCAAGGACGUGGUCAGGGUAACCGUCGGCAAAUGUCAAGGACUCGGCAAGAAAACCAAGUUACCCCCGCCUCCGUCAUAACCGUCCUGCCACCAUUUUGGAUACAAACACAAUCUCUAAGCAGACGUUGGAGUAGAUAAUAUAGCAGGCUUACGUUUUUACAUCUUAUCUUGCUAAUCUCGAUAUUAGUGAUCAUGCUGACAAGCUUAUUGUGAAUAUUGUAGUGAAUUCUUGCCCGGAAGCUAACGAAAGCGCAAUGACAAUGUGGCGUGAGUGGCUAAAUGCUAGAUCUUAAUUCUUUUGGUUCUAGCAUUUUUAGACACACACUAGUAAGUCUUGGUUCUUGAUGCAGAAACUGUGUUUGUAUAAUUAUCUAGCCAACCCGCAUGUUUGCUGAUAAUUAGGCACUGCGCACUCGCCCAUUCAUGGUAGCUGACAUGGAAAAAAUCGAGUCACGCCAAUCUUUGAUUGAGAACAUAUUUAAACAACACAAGAUGUACAAAUGUAUGUUGACACAAAAAAUGAGACCUAAUUUAUUAAAUUUGUACAAGAGUCUAACCAUGCCUUAUUGGUAUUGAGGAAUAAUGAUAUAGACAUCCCAUAAUUGACAUGUAUUUAACAUAAUUAACAUCAGAUAUAUCAAAUUGAGCAUGCAGGCGUUACAGGAAGAGACAAACAGAUAAGCACGAUGUUUCAAAUCGUUUAUAUGGUUCUGACAUAGUACGGUUAUGGGAAAGAUUAGGUUUGUAUUGUUUCAGAGAGUUUUGCAUUAUGAAGAUUGUUACCAUGGUCAGUUUUGUUAUUAAAAUAUUUACAAUAAUGUA
Branchiostoma floridae (Florida lancelet) is the source of this 2617-nucleotide messenger RNA. RefSeq names its product alpha-2,8-sialyltransferase 8B-like. Gene Ontology annotation, molecular function: alpha-N-acetylneuraminate alpha-2,8-sialyltransferase activity. The transcript has 8 exons. The record is from RefSeq and is a predicted model, not a curated record. The coding region runs from base 462 to 1874 and encodes 470 amino acids. Gene Ontology annotation, biological process: N-glycan processing; oligosaccharide metabolic process. NCBI's taxonomy places the organism in Eukaryota, Metazoa, Chordata, Leptocardii, Amphioxiformes, Branchiostomatidae.